AUGGCCAACAACACAACCCCCUUCCACUAUGCCGAGCUGAGCGCUGCAGUCGAGACGGUUAUCACUGUUCUUCAUCGGUAUCAACGGGAGAACCGCAAUACGAACAUCAAAAUUGCGGUAAUAGGCGGACUGGCGGUCCGUCAUUAUCUUGGCCCUGGCCGCACGACUUUUGAUGCGGAUAUCCUUGUCGCCGGCCUUGACACGACCCAUGGCAUCAAGGAGCUGGUCAAAAGCAGUACGGCCAUCUUCUGCUCUGACCGCGCCGAGCUUCAAGUUGCCGUUCGUGGCUCAUCUAAGUCGGUUGACCUCAUACCAGAAAAGGUUCUUCGGCCUUUCGCAAACAUACCCCCUGGUUUCAUUCCCUCUUCAACCAUCCCCGUAACGGAUGCUGUCACUCCUGGACAGCUUCCGUACCUCAGCGAGCUGGACCUUCUCCUCACAAAAAUUGUCAGUUGUGGGGCCAGGUCAAAUGAUGACAAAAGCUCUUCUGACGGUGACGAUGCCGACAAUCUUGUGGUUCACUACCUAAACCUGCAUGGGGUCACGACGAUCCCAUUGACAUCGAUUAAGGCACAAGUAGUGGAGGCCGGCUUGCCCGGUCUGGUGCAGUAUUCCCGUUUCGACAGGAGGUGGUGGAGGACAACAUUCGGCUUACCGUAA
Messenger RNA from Aspergillus melleus, 660 nucleotides. RefSeq lists its product as uncharacterized. Lineage: Eukaryota; Fungi; Ascomycota; Eurotiomycetes; Eurotiales; Aspergillaceae. The record is from RefSeq and is a predicted model, not a curated record. The coding region runs from base 1 to 660 and encodes 219 amino acids. The transcript is spliced from 2 exons.